AUUCGACACCAUGGCCCUCAAGAGUGCGACCUGCAUUCAGCGUGCUGCUGCAGCCCGCAGCGAGGCUUUCUUGGCCGCGCUGCCGGCUGCGCGGGUCGGCACCAGCCCUGUCGCGUCGAUGCGCGUGAUGCUGCCGUCCUCUUCUGUGCAGUCAUCCAGUCUCUUUAGGACGACAAUCCAGAAGGCAGCUGUUGGUCGCGCGCUCAGCGUCAAGGUCUCUGCCGUUAACGGCUCGGGCCUUAAGGUCGACCUGCGUGGCAAGAAGGCGUUCAUUGCGGGCGUUGCAGACGACCAGGGUUUCGGAUGGGCUAUUGCGAAGGCUCUGGCGGAGGCCGGCGCGGAGAUCUCCCUGGGCGUUUGGGUUCCCGCGCUCAACAUCUUCAAGACCAGCUUGGAGAAGGGCAAGUUUGAUGCGAGCCGCAAGCUCUCGGACGGCUCCCUGAUGACCUUCAGCCACAUCUACCCCAUGGAUGCCGUCUUCGAUACCAUGGCGGAUGUCCCUGAGGAGGUUGCUACAAACAAGCGUUACGCAGGCAACAAGAACUGGACGGUGUCGGAGGUGGCGGAAAGCGUUAAGCAGGACUCUGGCAAGAUCGACAUCGUGGUGCACUCGCUGGCUAACGGACCCGAAGUGGUGAAGCCGCUGCUGGAGACCUCCCGCAAGGGCUACCUAGCGGCUCUGUCGGCCUCGUCGUAUUCGCUGAUCUCCAUGGUUCAGCGGUUCGGACCGAUUAUGAAGGAGGGUGGUGCGGUCAUCUCCCUCACCUACAACGCCUCCAACAGAAUCAUCCCGGGUUACGGCGGUGGCAUGUCGUCUGCCAAGGCGGCGCUCGAGUCUGACACCCGUGUGCUGGCGUACGAGGCCGGCCGUAAGUUCAAGGUUCGUGUCAACACCAUCUCUGCCGGGCCGCUGGGCUCGCGUGCUGCCCGCGCCAUUGGCUUCAUCGACGACAUGAUCCGGUAUUCGUACGAGAACUCGCCAAUCCAGAAGGAGCUUGCCGCCAUUGAGGUUGGCAACGUGGCCGCCUUCCUGGUGUCUCCGCUGUCCUCCGCCGUUACGGGCCAUGUCAUGUUCGUGGAUAACGGCUUGAACGUCAUGGGCAUCGCGACUGACUCCAAGACCCUGGACCGCCCCGAGUAGGCGAAUCCACAUGGUGAACCUGACCGAACGGCAGCUAAGGGGAUGGGACGAGUGGACGACGGAUAGACGGCGAUGAGAGAAUGGGUGACUAGGAGAGUGGCGAAGCCGGUGAGCACUGCUUCAGCUGUUUAGUCUGUGGAUGCGUCGGGCGAGUUGAGAUCGUCAGGUCUGGUUUUCGGAAUCGGUAGAACGGAAAUCCAACACGUAUAUAAUAAAGGAGGCCUCGGAAACAUUGAAGGUGGGUGUAGGUCGGGCGGAGCAGGUCGGAGUUUGGAGGAACCAGGCGGUCAUGACAGUUUUGUAUUUGGCUGAGAAGCUGCAGUCAUGGCUGAGGCGGAGGCAGAUGGCUGUGCGGUCCUACUGCGGGGUGGGGUGAAAUGUUGCGGAACGGCUUGGCUGCCCGGGCCCGGUGAUUGAGAUUGGGGUUACGGGUGUGGCGCAUCAUCCUGUAUGUGUACUUAUGUGUGGCUGUCGCUGUUUUGCCGCAAAUAAGCACCUCCCUCACACGGAUGUGACGUUAUGACCCACACCUCCCUCGGUAGCGAAUCCGUAAAGCACGUCGGUGGUUUGGGCGCAUGUUCCGUGUCCCACACAACACGUCACACCGCCCUGGGCUAUCAGGAGUGGCGAAACAUCUCUGGAUGUGCGACCCAAGACCGUAACAAUGUUGCACCUCAGGUUCUACUGUUUUUUUGACAAUUGACUAUACUGAAUGCAGUUCGGACUUGAUCGGCAGUCUAUGACGCUACUGUAAGAUACAAGCAUUCGUUGAA
Volvox carteri f. nagariensis is the source of this 1914-nucleotide messenger RNA. RefSeq lists its product as uncharacterized. The transcript has 9 exons. Lineage: Eukaryota; Viridiplantae; Chlorophyta; Chlorophyceae; Chlamydomonadales; Volvocaceae. The record is from RefSeq and is a predicted model, not a curated record. The coding region runs from base 11 to 1141 and encodes 376 amino acids. Gene Ontology annotation, biological process: fatty acid biosynthetic process. Gene Ontology annotation, molecular function: enoyl-[acyl-carrier-protein] reductase (NADH) activity.